UUACUUUGAGGUUAUGUUUUUUUUUUUGACAACGAAUGAAAUUUGUACAUGGGAAAUUGGUAAAACUCUCCGAUGCAUAAUAGGUCAAAUGCAACAGUGACCUGCCAAUUUUUAUUCAUUUGAUCAUAAAUAGUUAUGUAAUACAUAUUGAUUUGUUGUGUGUGCUAAAGUAGUCGUUGAAGCCGUGUAAAUCAUCACAAAAAGCUUUUGAAUCGAAGCCUAACAUUGUUAAUUGCAAGUUUAUUGUAUGUAGCAGACGAUGUCCGUCCCGGAUAACACAAGGAUUGGAGAUGAGGAAGAAGUUGACUCCCUUAACAAUGGGCACCUCCACCCAGACUAUCUUCUCCAGCCUUGCAAGAAGACAGAGUUUGAUCAGCUGUACCAGUACACGAGACCACGGAAACCAGCACUUCGCAAGAGGUUGGUCAAGACGAACCGCUGCCAGCCCCGAAAAUUUGUGGUGUCACUGUUCCCCAUCCUGAGCUGGCUGCCUGAGUACACUUGGAAGAAAAACCUCAUACGGGACAUCAUUUCGGGCUUCACCGUCGCGAUCAUGCACAUACCCCAAGGCAUGGCAUAUGCAAUGCUGGGUGGUGUGCCUCCCGUAGUCGGGAUAUACAUGGCGUUCUUCCCAGUCUUGAUAUAUUUCCUCAUGGGAACAUCAAGGCAUGUGUCAAUGGGAACGUUUGCGGUGGUGUGCAUGAUGACGAGCAAGUCGGUGCUCCUGUACUCCACCCCGGAGGUGCCGCCCCCCGUGGCCAACUCCUCCCUGGCUGACUUCGGGAACGGUACCGCGGCGGCAGCAGUGGCGGCCGUGACCAACUCCUCGUCCGGGCUGUACACCCCUGUGCAGGUGGCCACGGCAGUCUGCUUCAUGGUGGGGAUGUGGCAGGUGGCCCUGGGCGUGCUGAGGCUGGGCGUCGUGAGCGUGCUGCUGUCUGACACGCUCGUCAGCGGCUUCACCACGGGCGCGGCCGUGCACGUGUUCACCUCGCAGGUGUCCAACCUGCUGGGCAUCAAGACGCGCAGACACAGCGGCGCACUAAAGUUAGUGUAUACAUACAUUGACAUCUUCAAGAACAUUCAGUCUGCAAACGUGGCCGCCAUCGUAAUAUCGGCAGUCAGCAUCACCAUUCUGGGUUUCUACAACGAAGUCAUCAAGCCCCGCAUCAACAAGAAGCUUCCCAUGCCGUUGCCAGUGGAGCUGAUGGCUGUUAUAGCCGGCACGCUGGCCUCCAUGUUCCUACACCUGCAGGAAGAGUACAGCGUGAGGACAGUUGGCAACAUACCGACAGGUUUACCACUGCCUGAAGCACCUCCGUUUGCACUGUUGCCGAACUUGGUAAUAGACGGCCUGAUCAUAGCAAUCGUCGCAUUCUCAGUCAACCUGUCAAUGGCUUCCAUUUUUGCACGAAAGCACAACUAUCCUGUUGAUGCAAACCAAGAACUACUUGCGUCCGGAUGUGCCAACAUAUUUGGCUCGUUCUUCUCAUGCAUCCCGUUCGCAGCAUCGCUGUCUCGCAGCCUGAUCCAGGAGACGGUGGGCGGGGUGACGCAGUUGGCGAGCGUGGUGUCGUGCUUGUUGCUGCUGCUUGUGCUGCUGCUCAUUGGCCCGUUCUUCGAGCCACUGCCCAACAGCGUGCUGGCGUCCAUCGUGGUGGUGGCGCUGAAGGGCAUGUUCAUGCAGAUGAGGGAAGUGCCCGGCGCCUGGCGGCUCUCCCCCGCCGACGGCCUCGUCUGGGUGACCACCUUCCUGUGCGUGGUGCUGCUCGACAUAGACUACGGCCUGGGGGCGGGCAUGGCCCUCUCCCUGCUGUGCGUGCUGGUCAUGGGCCAGCGGCCCAAGGUCUUCCGGCUGGGGCACGUGCCCUCCACCAACAUCUACCUGGACGUCAACCGCUACCAGGCGGCAGAAGAGGUGCCGGGUGUGGUCAUACUGCAGAUAGCUGGCGGACUGCACUUCGCGAACAAGGAGCGUGUGCUCCACAAGAUCUACCAGCUGGUUGGAGACCUACCACCCGUCAAGUCUAAGAAAUCACCUAUAGUUAAGAACACUGCGGGCAAUGAAAGUUCAAAAGAUAAAAAAGUGGAUCAACUAUUGGAUAAACAGGUGUCGUGCGUCGUGCUGGACAUGAUGGCAGUCGCCUUCGUCGACCCGUCGGCGGUGCGCGCGCUGCUCCUGCUGCACAAGGACCUGUCCAGCCGCGGGGUCCUGUUCUGCCUGGCCGACUGCUCGGCCACGGUGUACGAGAAGCUGAUCCACUGCGACUUCUUUUUCGACUUCUCGGACUCGUUCCUGUUUGCGACGGUUCACGAUGCUGUCCAGUACGCGUUGUUGGAAAAAGACGCGUGAUUUUGAAGGUGUAUAGUUUGGUUAAGGAAGGUGGGACUUGCUACUUAAACCAUUAUGUAGUUAAAUUCAUAGUAUAUAUUUUUUAUGCAAAACAUGUGGAAUUGUUGAAUUCAAUUGCAAAAUAUUAAUGUAACAUUUACUUAACUUCUUUUAUUUUUAAUUAUUUGUAAUACUUUUUUAUUUCAGUAAUUUUUUUGGAUGACAUUGUACUUAGUUUUUUUUUUUUUUUUUAUGAAUUGCAAGCACACCUGUACUUUAGUCCUUGGUUGUGUACAUGUUCUCUUUUAAUAAGCUACAUUAUUCCUCAAGAGACAAAAACUCUAUAGAUACUUUAUUUUGGCUGCAAAAAAAUUGUCAAAAAAAAAUUAUUUUCAUUGUUUAGCUAAGCAUCUAUCAGUGCAGUUAUUUGAAGAUUAUGCAAGUAUGUUUAUUUUCAAAAUAAUUGUGGAGUUUAGACUAACAUUAGAAAUUUUAAAAUUAAAAUGUUGUAAAAUUAUUCCUUAUAACUAGUGAUGGGCCGAGACUCGAAAAUUCGAGUCGAGUCGAGCGAGUAGCAUCAGCUCGGCUCGGCUCGGCAUUCGAGUUUAUUUUACUCGACGGGGCGAAACUCGAAAGGAAAUUCGGGUAAAACUCUAUGAUAAAAUAUAAUAAAAUUGAAUUACAAUAAA
Messenger RNA from Bacillus rossius redtenbacheri, 3021 nucleotides. Its product is annotated as prestin-like. The record is from RefSeq and is a predicted model, not a curated record. Lineage: Eukaryota; Metazoa; Arthropoda; Insecta; Phasmatodea; Bacillidae. Gene Ontology annotation, biological process: transmembrane transport. The transcript is spliced from 15 exons. Gene Ontology annotation, cellular component: plasma membrane. Gene Ontology annotation, molecular function: chloride transmembrane transporter activity; sulfate transmembrane transporter activity; oxalate transmembrane transporter activity. The coding region runs from base 260 to 2353 and encodes 697 amino acids.